CUACGAGCACAGCAGCACUGGGCACACUGCUGCAGGUGAGGCUCUGCCUUCUGGCUUCAGGUUGGGCUCCAGGACGGACCACACCAUGCUGUGACCUCGAAUUUGGACGGGUGACGCAGGACCAGUGACAGCCCCUCGCUGUGUUCCCCCAGCAUGCGGGUGACAGGCAUGGUCCGGAUCCUGGUGCCGCUGGCCACACUGCUGAGCUUCUGGGUCAUCAUACAGACAUACUCUGAGCACAGAGGGAGAGCCAUCAGCCUGCGGAGCUGGUUGGGUUCCACCAGAAAGCCCAUGAGUAGCCCACCACAGCCCCGCCACAAAUGCGAGAACAAGAAGGACUGCCCCGCUGACCACUUCGCCUUCCGGAUCAUCAGCGGUGCCGCCAACGUGGUGGGACCUUCCAUCUGCUUCGAGGACAGGAUCCUCAUGAGCACCGUGAAGAACAACAUUGGCAGAGGGCUGAACAUAGCGCUGGUGAACGGUGAGUUGGGCCCCCAUGGCCCAAAGGCUUUGUGCACAGCCAACUUCAGGACAGCAUCAACCACGGUGCACAUGGGCCUGGGACGCAGGGGAGCCUCUCUGGAGACCCACCCUGACUGUGUUGGGAAUUUUCAACCCUUAGGAAAGAGCGGGCAGCUCCUGAAGGUGGGCUCCUUCGACAUGUACUCUGGAGAUGUUACAAAGCUGGAGACCUUCCUCGAAGAUAUCAAGUAUGGCACCAUCAUGCUGGCAGCCACCUAUGACGAUGCUUCCACAAAGAUGAACGACAAAGUACGGGCACUUUUUUCAGCACUGGGCAGCAGACACGUGAACCAGCUGGGCUUUCGAGACAACUGGGUCUUCUUAGGGGCGAAGGGGAUGAAAGACAAGAGCCCCUUUGAGGAGCACAUCAAAAAUGACCAGAAAACAAAUAAAUAUGAUGGUUGGCCAGAGCUGCUGGAGAUGGAAGGCUGUGCCCCCAGGAAGCAAGAUUAGAAGGGACACUCUGGCAGCACACCUGCAUGGAGCACAAGCCAGGUCUAUGUGGACACCAACCCCCCCUGGACCGAGCAAGCCCCCGGCCCGGCCACACGAGGCUGGUGGUGGCUGCUGGAUCCCAGAGACUGGCAUUCUGCUGUGGGGACACGCGGUGCUCAGAGCAGCUGCAUCAUGCAGGUGAGCAAGCACCCAGCCAUGCUCCAGCCAAGCUGCCCUAGUCCAUGGCUAUGCGUUGAUGUGGGGCAUUUUAUUUUUUUAUCU
Molecule: messenger RNA, 1239 nt
Organism: Lagopus muta (rock ptarmigan)
Lineage: Eukaryota; Metazoa; Chordata; Aves; Galliformes; Phasianidae
Gene: FAM3D
Product: FAM3 metabolism regulating signaling molecule D
Exons: 9
Coding region: 154-975 (273 amino acids)
Source: RefSeq, a predicted model, not a curated record